GCAGCCUCUUACACUGGGAGCUGUGAUUUGUGAGUCCAACAUGAUGAAAUCUCUCUUUGGACAAAUCAAAUGAGCCUGUCAACUUCACCAGGUGGGAUUACUUGCAGCUAAUAGACUGAACCCGCUGGGUAAACAGAACAGAAGCUUUCAAACUAAAGAAAAAAGAGGAUCUCUAUUGAGUAGCUCAGAGAGGCUCCAGCAAUAUGGCAAUGAAAAAAAUAUUCCAUUUAUAUCAGAUCAUUUCCUUGGUAACCUUUAGCAUUGGAGUAAAUGUUUGCUCUGGAUUUACUGCAAAUCGUUUGAAAAGAUCAGAGGAUUGGGAUGAAAUGCCCCCAUCAGUCCUUUCUGAUUCACCGCUGAGUAAUUCUUCAGGAUCCUGUAAAGGAAGAUGCUUUGAACUUGACCAGGCGGAAUACCCAAAUUGUCGCUGUGACAACUUGUGUAAAAGCAACAGCAGCUGCUGUUCUGACUUUGAUGAACUGUGUCUAAGGACAGCCCGGAGCUAUAGCUGCACAAAGGAUAGGUGUGGAGAAAUCCGAAGUGAUGACAGCGCUUGCCACUGCUCUGAUGACUGCUUGGCUAAAGGAGAUUGCUGUCCAAAUUAUCAUGUGGUUUGUAAAGGUGGCACCCACUGGGUGGAUGACGAAUGCGAAGAAAUUAAAUAUGCAGAAUGCCCAUUAGGCUUUGUCCGCCCUCCUCUGAUUAUAUUCUCUGUUGAUGGGUUCCGUGCUUCGUAUAUGAAGGAGGGGAGUAACACGUUGCCCAACAUUGACAAACUAAGAACUUGUGGAACACAUUCUCCAUACAUGAGACCGGUGUACCCAACAAAAACUUUCCCGAAUUUGUACACGCUGGCAACGGGGCUUUAUCCUGAAUCACAUGGAAUUGUUGGGAAUUCCAUGUACGAUCCCAUUUUUGAUGCCAACUUCAGCCUGCGAUCACGUGAGAAAUUCAAUCAUAGAUGGUGGGGAGGACAACCAAUAUGGAUCACUUCGGCAAAGCAAGGGGUGAAGGCAGCUACAUUCUUCUGGCCGGUAGCAAUUAGUCAAGAACGAAGAGUUUUAACAGUGUUGCAGUGGCUGCAUUUGCCUGAACAUGAAAGGCCAUAUGUCUACGCACUUUAUUCUGAGCAACCAGAUCAAGCAGGUCAUAAACACGGACCCAAGAGCCCUGAGUUGGCAAAUUACCUAAAGGACAUUGAUCAGAUAGUGGGCAUGUUAAUGGAUGGCUUGAAACAGAUGAAACUACAUCGAUGUGUCAACGUCCUCUUUGUUGGAGACCAUGGUAUGGAGGAAACUACUUGUGACAGAACAGAAUUUCUGAAUUCAUACAUAAACAUGGAUGAUUUCAUUUUAUUGCCUGGAUCUUUAGGACGUAUGAGAACAAAGAACAAUGCAGCAAAACAGGAUCCCAAGGCAGUUGUUGCAAAUCUUACGUGUAAAAAGCCAGAGCAGCACUUCAAGGCUUAUCUGAAGCAGCAUCUUCCCAAACGCCUCCACUAUGCAAAUAACCGAAGAAUUGAGGACAUUCAUCUGUUGGUGGAAAGGAGAUGGCAUGUUGCUAAGAAGCCAAUGGAUGUCCACAAAAAGGGAGGAAAAUGUGCAUUCCAAGGAGACCACGGAUACGACAAUAAGAUCAACAGCAUGCAGACUGUCUUUGUAGGUUACGGGCCAACAUUCAAGUAUAAAACAAAGGUGCCACCAUUUGAAAACAUUGAAUUGUACAAUGUGAUGUGUGAUCUCCUUGGAUUAAAACCUGCUCCCAACAACGGAACACACGGAAGCUUAAACCAUUUAUUAAAAGUUGCUUCUCAUAAGCCAGCAAUGCCAGAUGAAGUUUCCAAACCUCUGCCAAUAACUAUGGUACCCUCCACUGUAAACGAAGAGCUGGGGUGCUCAUGUGAUGACAAGAAUAAAGCAGAGGAGCUGAAUAAACGUCUUCAUCCCAAAGAAGGUAAGGAAUUGGCAGUAGACGAGCUUAGCAAUGAAAUUAAGGAAUUGCCUUCCAGGACUUCAGCCCAAGAAAUGCACAGUGAAGUUGAGGAUGAGAUUAAAGGGUCCUGGAAAUUAAAAUGGUUAAGUGGCAGCUCAGAAGAGGCAGCCCUAACUGUCUCUUCAAUGGAAAGGACUUCUGUGACAGAGCAAACAGAGUCACUCACAGGCAAAGCUGAUAAAAAUGUCCUGUAUGGAAGACCUGCAGUGCUGUACAAGACGAAAUACAGUGUUUUGUAUCAUACUGACUUUCAAAGUGGCUACAGUGAUGUAUUCCUAAUGCCUCUCUGGACAUCAUACACCGUUUCAAAGCAGGCAGAUUCAUCUGGCAUUCCUGAGCACUUGGCAAACUGUGUCAGACUUGACCCACGCAUUUCUCCUGGAAAUAGUCAGAGCUGUUCAGCAUACAAAACAGAUAAGCAGAUGUCUUAUGGAUUCCUUUUUCCGCCACCACUGAGCUCCUCUGCUGAUGCCAAAUAUGAAGCUUUUCUUAUAACAAACGUAAUUCCAAUAUAUCCUGCAUUUAAAAAGAUAUGGAAUUAUUUCCAACGAACCCUGGUAAAGAGACUUGCGUCAGAAAGAAAUGGAGUCAAUAUUAUUACUGGGCCUAUCUUUGAUUAUGACUAUGAUGGUCUAUAUGACUCACCAGAGAAAGUUAAGACCUACGUUGAUAAAUCCAUACCAGUACCAACACAUUACUACGCUAUCAUAACUAGCUGUAUGGAUUUUAACCAGCCCGCUGACAACUGUGACGGCAGAUUAUCGGUUCUUUCUUUUAUAAUUCCUCACCGCCCUGAUAAUGACGAAAGCUGCAACUCUGCCAGGCACAACACGCAGAUCUCUUCUAAAGUCAGGUCAAAGGGGAUGAACUCUGAAGACGAAUCCAACUGGGUGGAAAAUCUUUUAAAGAUGCACACAGCACGUGUCCGUGACAUUGAACACCUUACUGGCUUGGAUUUCUAUCGGAAAACCAACCGCAGCUACACAGAAAUCCUUUCAUUAAAGACAUAUCUGCAUACGUACGAGGAUGAGUUUUAACUCUGUCAGUGCUCUGUAUGAGUGCUCUCAUGUGGUGUAUAUUUUUAUAUUUGUUUUUUGUUUAUGUUUUUUUUUUUUUUGUAUUUAUUAAUUUUUAAACCAGGACACUUAAAUAUAUUAGUAUUUUAAUCCUGUAUUAGAUAUUAAAUGUCAUUUGUUCUUUAAAGUUUAGGUGCCUUGUGUUUUUUUUUUUGUUAUUUUUUUCUUUGUUUUUUUUUUUUUUAGUAAAACCUGUAUGUCUGCAGCUAGUCUCACUAAGUUUUUUUGGAAGGUGCUGCAGGCUUCACACAUGCAUUAGGAGCCUCCAUUCUAGUGCAUUGAUGAUCUGUUGGUAGUCCUUUAAGUACAGAAAUAUUGACUAUGUAAAAAUUACUUAUUAACUGGAAAUUGUGACCAAACAUAUUUAUGCUGUAUGGAUUAAUGCAAGCUCAUAUAUAAUAAACCACACAAAUUAAUUUUUUUAA
Messenger RNA from Pelobates fuscus (common spadefoot toad), 3493 nucleotides. RefSeq names its product ectonucleotide pyrophosphatase/phosphodiesterase 2 (gene ENPP2). Gene Ontology annotation, molecular function: scavenger receptor activity; alkylglycerophosphoethanolamine phosphodiesterase activity; phosphatidylcholine lysophospholipase A1 activity. NCBI's taxonomy places the organism in Eukaryota, Metazoa, Chordata, Amphibia, Anura, Pelobatidae. Gene Ontology annotation, biological process: phosphatidylcholine catabolic process; immune response. The transcript is spliced from 28 exons. The record is from RefSeq and is a predicted model, not a curated record. Bases 204 to 3029 code for a protein of 941 amino acids.